Bicyclus anynana (squinting bush brown) is the source of this 1800-nucleotide messenger RNA. RefSeq lists its product as uncharacterized. Bases 325 to 1716 code for a protein of 463 amino acids. The transcript has a single exon. The record is from RefSeq and is a predicted model, not a curated record. Lineage: Eukaryota; Metazoa; Arthropoda; Insecta; Lepidoptera; Nymphalidae.
AUACGCGUUACGUGUUGUGAUAAUCUGUAGUGGAAUAGAAUUACAGAAAAGCCAAAUGCAAUGCAAUAGGUCUUUCUCUUUUUAUUUAACGAACGCGUUUGUGCAUUUUUAAGAAACUACCUAUCAAUUUCGGAAAUCGGAGCUUCUAAAAGUUUUUAUAAUUUCGGUUUCGUAAUUUUUAGUGAAGCUAAUGGUUCUGAGUUAUCUAGCAUGUAUUCAGUGGGUGCAGAGAUGGCGGAUAAUGUUACCGUUAUUGUGUUGUGUGUAGAGAGAUCGCAAGCGCUGGCUGGACGAUUGCGAUGACCGUAAGCGACAGCAAAUAAUAUGAUCGCCAAUUUACCGCUGCUGUUUGCUGACGGAAACCCGACCGCACUAACGAAGAUUAAGGCGGGGAAGUUGGAGAAGUUUAUAACAUUUAUGGUGACAUGUUCCUGGGGGCACGACACUGCUAAAGUGAUCACACAGCCACAGUGGUGGCCGAGCAACGUCGCCUUCUCGCAUCCCUUCGUGCGGCCCCGCCAGGUACCAGAGGACUGGGAGCUGAGACUUAGAGGCUUGGUGAAAAAAUGCUAUGAUUUUCACAAGAGUACUUUUCUCUUAGUGUUUUCUGCACAGCUCGCUCGAUACCAGCAGAAGAGGUUGAGGUAUGUGGAUAACCGUGAUGACACAACAUCUCUCUAUUACCGUCCGAAUGGACGUCUCCUAGUGACCUUUCGGAACGAGAACCUGUACUAUGACCGGGAGACUAUACCAAGAGAAGUGGAACCAUAUGUCAAAGCCACUGACAUAUACCUUUGCGAUAACUGUGAUAGUCACUUUGAUAACCUAGAAGUUCUACAGGCACACGAGAGAUUGUGUAACAAUGACCCUAUUCCCUCCAGUACUUGUACUGGUGGUCUACCCGAGUUCCUGUCAGCAUUAAAGCUCUUACCAGCUGGAACAAGGGUUGAGAAUGUACCAUCUACUGAUCUUGAAGUCAAUUACAAGCCAAGAAAUGCAAGGAGUGUGGCUAACAUUGAUAGAGGACCUCCAUAUCCAUUUUCAUCGCUGGCAUACAUGAAAAAUGCUAAAAUCAAUGUUCAAAGGGACACAAGCUUUUCUAGAGAAAGAGUAGAAAGAUAUUGCUGUGUGCCUGCUUCGGUUAGUAAAAAUUUAGUUAGCAAAGGCAAAGGACAGUUUCCGGUCAGAUACAGGAGGCCUAUCGAUUACUGGCAACGGAGACAUGUAUUUCCUGAUCAACGAAAAAAAAAACUUCUUGAUCUCAAAGGCCAACUGUUACUUUUAAAAUGCCGGCCUGUAACUGUGGAAGUCCAAAGGAUGUCACCAGAGAAAAUGCAAGAAUACAUUGAUAAUCUGCGACAAGUGGCUGAGACUAAACAUAAUAAUGAUGACAAGGAUAUAGUGUUUGUAGAUGCCGACCAGCCCACGGACAUGGAAGUGAAGUAUGAUCCACUCAAGAGUGCUUGUGAAGUGAUUGAUCUGUGUUCAGAUGAUGAAUCACCUAGUGCUAAUGAGAACUGUGACCCGAGGGCGGGGGUGACAUGUGUGAUGCGAGGCGGCGCGGUGCUGCGCCGCACGGCCGCUACCCCGCAGGCGCUCCCCGCGGAGCCCUGCGGCGCGCGCCAGCGCCCGCUCAGCUCUCUCAUACUGCAACCCCAUCCUGUUAUCUUAAUAACUCACACUCUGAACAGUUUACAAGCUAUAGCUUUAGACUAAUUAAAUAAUUAUGUAUAAAUUGAUUGUAGAUAUCAACUUGCUGACAUUUAUUUAUUAUAUUCUUGAUUAAAAUUUCAAUGUUCA